Messenger RNA from Anopheles merus, 1455 nucleotides. Its product is annotated as protein ALP1-like. The coding region runs from base 68 to 1282 and encodes 404 amino acids. Lineage: Eukaryota; Metazoa; Arthropoda; Insecta; Diptera; Culicidae. The record is from RefSeq and is a predicted model, not a curated record. The transcript has 3 exons.
UUGAAUCGUUUGCCGGCCGGUGUUUAGUAGAAGUGAAAAUUUUGGUGGUUCUCGAUUUUUUGGAAAAAUGAGCGAGCCAGAGCUUGAAAAUGACAACAACGAAGUCCGGGAUCGUUCCCGAUCUCGUUCCCGUAGUCCGCAGGCACGUCGUUUGUGGGUUCAGGACUUAUUCCUGAACCGAAACGAAACCGGCAACCGGCUACUGACCGACAUCACGACAUCGGGUAUAUACGAGACGAUGAACCGAUUUUUAAGGAUGAAGAAGGAAGAUUUCUUCCAUUUAUUGUCCCUUGUUGGUCCAAAAAUUGCGAAAAUGGACACAGAUUUCCGCAAAGCAAUCACGGAACAGGAAAGGCUGCUGAUAACAUUGCGGUAUCUUGCGACUGGAGAGACAUUUACCAGCCUCCAAUACGUGUUCCGGGUGUCGAGGCAUUCUAUCAGCAGAAUAGUUAAAGAGACGUGCGCAUGUCUUAUCGAGGCUUUGCGGGAUUAUGUCAAGCUACCCUCUACCGAAGAAGAAUGGCUUGCAAUCUCAAGACGAUUUGAGCAGCGCUGGAGAUUUCCUCACGCAAUAGGUGCAAUCGAUGGGAAGCACGUUGAAAUUAUUUGCCCUCGUAAUAGCGGAUCCGAAUAUCACAACUAUCAAAAAUUUUUUAGUAUUGUAUUAAUGGUUGUGGUCGAUGCUGAUUAUAACUUUUUAUGGGCAGAUGCUGGUGGUAAGGGAGGAAUAUCUGACGGUGGAAUAUUUAAAAACACACGGCUGUAUCACAAGCUAGAAAACGACCAACUAAACAUUCCACCAGCAACGCCAUUGCAGGUCCCGUACCAAACCCCGGUCCCAUACUUUAUUCUCGGUGACAAGGCAUUUGCCUUUACCAAUUACUGCUUAAGACCGUACAGCGGGGUGCAUCCUCCUGGUUCAAUGGAGCGUACAUUCAACAAAAUGCACUCUACUUGUCGUAUGCCAGUUGAAAAUUCGCUUGGAAUAUUAGCGAAUCGAUGGAGAGUGCUCAAAGGCAUACAACUGCAGCCGGAUGUUGCCAAAAACAUUGUUUUGACAACAGUUUACUUGCACAAUUUUUUGCGCAAGCAUGCUUCGCGGGACACAUACACACCCCCGUCUGCAUUUGAUAGGGUUGUUCGCGGGCGACGAGUCGAUGGAGAUUGGAGAAGUGAAGGGGGCUUGACCGAUCUCCAAAACAUUGCUUCCCGACCUUCAGAAAAUCUUGCUGACAUAAGGAACCACAUUGCAAACCAUUUAAAACAUAAUCGUUCUGCGUAAAUCCAUCUAACCAAUACCAUGGAUAUUAAAAUUAAUAAUAAAUUAUGAAAACGCAAACACAACUACACCGACUAUUCUGUACAUUACUACCAGCAUGGUUAUUUAUAAUAUACAUUUAAGUACGCGAGUGCAACAACUACGGAUUUUUUUAAGCAUUACUCGCCUGCUCUAUU